UUAAAAAUUAUUUAUUAGGGUUCUUAACAGGGCACCGGGUUUCAAAAAUGAAUCGGGUAAAAGAGUCAAGUAGAUUGCCUAGUCGGAGUCCUUACAGAACCAUCUACUUUAGUUAGACUACACUUUCCUCGGCAACCAAACGCUAGUACACCACAGAGAAUGCAACAACAGCAACCGCAGGCGACGAUUCAAAACCACACUCCGCCAUCUUCCUCUGCAGGGCCCACCACGGCGGAGGCGCCGCCGAAGCAGGUGGCGCUGGCAAUGGAGCGGCUUUCCGACGCCGGCCGCCUGAUCGCGGACAUAAGGCUUGGCGCCGACCGCCUUCUCGAAGCUCUAUUCGUGGCUGCUCAGCCUCACCAAAGCACCAAGCCUCUCCACUUGUUCCUCAACGAAGACGCCUCCAUGCGUCAACACCUCCUUGACCUCCGCGCCGUCGGAAGGCAGCUAGAAGAGUCUGGGGUUCUGAACGAGUCUCUGAGAUCGCGAAGCAAUUCUUGGGGAUUGCACAUGCCCUUGGUAUGUCCAGACGGCGCCGUGGUUGCGUAUGCCUGGAAGCGCCAGCUCGCCGGCCAAGCCGGUGCGUCUGCAGUUGACAGGACCAGGUUAGCUCUCAAAGCCUUCACUGAUCAGAAAAGGAGGUUUUUUCCUCACCUUGAUGAGGGGUCGAGUGGUCAGUCUAAUGAAUCAGCUACGAAGAAGCAAUGUGUUUCACCAGUACCGGCAGCACAUGAUCAAGAAGAGGCUCUAGAGUGCAAAACGCUAUCAGAGGUUUUGGCACGUUUGGAAAAGGUGCCUAAUUUGAAAAUUUUCACGUAUGAGCGAUUGGAUUGGUUGAAAAGGGCAUCUUCACUGCCAGAAAAUGAGAGUCCCAGUGAAACAUUAAAGGAUCAUAAUUUUCACAGUUCAAGCAAGUUACGAGCAGGUCCUCUGGGUGAUGUUGCACCAGAUAAGGUUGCUGUCAUUGAGCUGCUGUUUCCUUCUCUCUUUAGGGCUGUAGUAUCACUGCAUCCUGCUGGUUCUACAGACCCAGAUGCAGUAGCUUUCUUUUCUCCAGAUGAGGGAGGCAGCUACAUACAUGCAAGAGGUUUUUCAAUUUAUCAUGUCUAUAAGCAUAUCACGGAACAUGCUGCUAUGGCUUUGCAGUAUUUUAUUGGGGUUCGAGCUGAAACAGCUCUCUAUACUCUUUUGCAUUGGAUCUGCAGCUAUCAAACUCUCUUUACAAAAGUUUGCAGUAAGUGUGGACGGCUGCUAUCAAUGGACCGACAAUCAGCUUUACUGUUACCUCCAGUUUAUCGUCCUUACCGGCAGUUCUCCGCAUCAAAUAUAUCAUCAAAUUUAAACCUUGCCCGGGCUUACCAUGUAGGUUGUUAUUCAGAGGAAUUGUGAUACCCACUGUUGACAGAAUGCGACGGGAAAUUCUCAGCUGUGCAACGGGAAAUUCCAUACCUGGUGUUGCAAUAGACGUUGCUUGUAGAAGAUGUGUGCAAUGUCCACACAAAAUUCGUGGAAUUCCUGUAUGUGAUCAUAUUUCAAGAACAAUGCCAAAUGCUUUCAGUUUUUGACAUUCUAUUGUUAGGAGAAAAAAAGGAGAAUUUAGUACAUAAGUUCUGGGAUUCUUUGUUUAGCAGGUAGGCAUGCAAACCUUCUAGGGUGGAUGCUACUUAGUAACUUACAUGCUGUUCUAUGAUUUUAAUUGCAAUAGUUGUAUGAAUCACCUUGAAUCUAAUAUGAUUGUAGUUUGACAUUGAGAUCAGAUUGAAAGCUUUCUGUUUUAUUA
Messenger RNA from Prunus dulcis (almond), 1780 nucleotides. Its product is annotated as mediator of RNA polymerase II transcription subunit 27. The transcript has 8 exons. NCBI's taxonomy places the organism in Eukaryota, Viridiplantae, Streptophyta, Magnoliopsida, Rosales, Rosaceae. Gene Ontology annotation, cellular component: mediator complex. Bases 160 to 1389 code for a protein of 409 amino acids. Gene Ontology annotation, biological process: regulation of transcription by RNA polymerase II. Gene Ontology annotation, molecular function: transcription coactivator activity. The record is from RefSeq and is a predicted model, not a curated record.